Molecule: messenger RNA, 237 nt
Organism: Laccaria bicolor S238N-H82
Lineage: Eukaryota; Fungi; Basidiomycota; Agaricomycetes; Agaricales; Hydnangiaceae
Exons: 1
Coding region: 1-237 (78 amino acids)
Biological process (GO): regulatory ncRNA-mediated heterochromatin formation; RITS complex assembly; regulation of transcription by RNA polymerase II
Cellular component (GO): SAGA complex
Source: RefSeq, a predicted model, not a curated record
AUGAGGGAGGUGUUCUUUGUCCUUAAUGAAGUCAGGCAGCUGCGUGAAAGCCGCAUGAAGGGGCCAGUCGACUACGACAGGCAGUGUGGAGUAAUUAACAACAAAGGGCUUCCGUCCUCUAGGUCCCUUGCUUGCGAAGCCCACACUAAAGGUGUCAAACGCGGAGUGGAAGGUCGAUCGCGCAAUUACGACGAGCUGUUGCUUGAAUGGUGGAUCCCAACUUUGUGGAGCCUGUGA